Molecule: messenger RNA, 934 nt
Organism: Physella acuta
Lineage: Eukaryota; Metazoa; Mollusca; Gastropoda; Physidae
Product: transcription activator BRG1
Source: RefSeq, a predicted model, not a curated record
GCAACUUUUGUGAUAAAAUGGUGAAAACUUAAACAAAAUAUAGGGGCCUAUUAUGAUUUCAGUGAGAUUAUAUUGUUGACUUAGAUGCAUGCUUCUAUGUUUCAAAAGGAAACCUAAAGUAUGAUCCAACUGUUGAUUCUUGCGACUCUACUGGGGUCCGUGACCAGCCAGCAGGCUAAUUUCGACUGUUUCAAGACCCAGCCACCCCAACCUUGUAACCUGCAAGUCACCUACCCUGAGCCGAUAGGGAUAACAACAUGCGACGGUGAAUACAAAAGGGGGACGGGCGACUCGGCCUUCAAGACACAGCCAACGUUUAGAGCAGCGGUCACUAAACAACCACAAAACGCUGUUCUUUUGAUGAUGGAGCGAGAAAACACAGCCGUUGGAUUAUUCUUCAAAGCUAAGGUAAACAUGAACUGUGAUGUAGAGAUAGAUGGGCCGCCUCCAGAUUCGUAUCACGGACCGAACCCUCAAGAGGGAGCACAUCAUUACGUGUAUUUUCUGUUCGACGUUGGAGACAAGGACUUUCAGCAUUCGCAGAUCGAUAUCGAUGGCCUCUGCCCAGUGCUCACCAGACUGGGGGUGGGGGACCCCAUCGCUGUCUCACAGAUCACCGUUUCACAAAACGACGGCCCCGGUGAUGCGACACCAGCGGCAAAGGGGAGUCCGUUGGCUUGCCCGCUCAGUGGUGGAGCUCAGGGACCUACACCUGCACCUGGAGGGGCACCUGGAGGGGCACCUGGAGGGGCACCUGGAGGGACACCUGAACCUCCACCUGGAGGUGCACCUGGAGGGGCACCUGGAACUACGGCAGCCCCUACACCAGGAUCUGGCUCAUGUUGCCAAACUACAAUUGGACUUUACAUUAUCUCUUUACUGCUAUGUCUUGUUUAGAUAACCAUAAGCAUUCAUAUAUAUAUAUAUAUAUAUA